CGGCCGGAGCGGCGGCGGCGGCGGCGGCGGCGGCGGCGCGGGGCAGCAUGAGGGAGCCGCUCGUGUGGGUCCUGCCACCACGACGGCCCAGGCGGCGGGGCUUGGACGCGGCCCGAGCGCUAUGUACAGCGUAGAAGACCUCCUGAUCUCCCACGGCUACAAGCUGUCCAGAGAGCUGCCGGCACCGCGCAAGGAUGACGGCGUGGGGCGCCAGCCCGUGAGGCCCCGGGCGCCGGCGGGCCCCAGCCUGCUGAACGGCUGUGACGAUGGCCCUGCCGCCUCCCCACGCGGCCAGGCCUCGCUGGGGACCGGCCGCCUGAGCGAGUCCGAAAGCCGCGGGCCUCGGAGCCUCGGGGAGCCCCCGAGCGCUGCUGCCGCUGCGCGGAUUUCCGAGGCUGGGCUCCGCCAGCAGCCCCCGGCCGGCCGCAGCCAUACCUACCGGAGGAGGGAGCAGGAGGCCCACGAGGAGCCGGCCCGGGCCCCCAGCCCGCCCACGCACGCCACCCAGGGGCCCCGGGAGGCUGGAGGAAGGAGCGAGGACGUGAUGAAGAAGGCACUUGGCGAGGAAGGGCUGGGACUGGCGGGUCCCGCCAGAUGGCAGAGCGUCCGCGUCGGAGUCCAGAGCCAGCCACGGAACCCAGGGGGGCAGAUGCCGGCUGGCGUCGGGGAGAAGUUGUUCCAAGACCUGCACCCGUGUGUGCUCGGAGGCCACGGCUUGACCUCCCAGAGCCCAGGGAAAUCCCAGUCGCUGCCGAGAGUUCUUUCCCCAGAGGACCUGAGCUGCGUGGAGAUUCCCAUCCCGUUGAGCGACGGGCACUUUCCGGGUGUCCCUCAAGUGCCAUUUCAGCCUCCAAAUGGUGCUCACGAUUCGGAAUCCACCAGGAACCCCGAGAAGGGCGGCUCCUCGGCCCCCUUACCCCGGCCUCGGUUUGGGAGACCGCUCAAGCCUCCAUCUUACGGCUCCCACCAACACUGCAGGGCCGGCGCGGAAAACGGCAGCUACGCGGACAGCCGGCAGCCGGACUCGGCUGCUGCCCCCUCGGCCAAGGCGAACGACGCCGCCAGGCAGGAGCCGUGCGCGCCCGACCCCGGCCUGGAGCCCCCGGUGUACGUGCCUCCGCCCUCCUACCGGCCGCUCCAGGCCGCCGCACCCGCCUGCCCGGGGGAGGCCCGAGGGCGGAGGCCUGAGGGCGGAGGCCGCCGCGCUCAGCGGCACCCGGUGGAGAAGGCUGCCGCCGACGGCCAGCCCCCUUGGGGACCCCGGGGAGCCGGGGAGGAGCGGGGGCCCGGCCCGUGCUCUCCUGUCGGGGUCCUCCCGCAGCCCCGCCCCGCCACGGCUUGUGACGGCUCCGUCCUGUACAUCCCCUUCGACGACCCACGGAUACGACACAUUAGACUCGCCCGACCCCACGGGUUCUGGGAAGACGUGAAGCUGGACGGCCCUGUCCCUGCCCCGGAGCCGGCGCCUGGAAGCCUGCAGCGGGAGGCUGCCGUUCGGGGCCCCUCGGGGAGCGAGAGCCGCCCCACCCCGGCCGAUCCCAGCGCCCCCUGGCUGUGGGACCGGCUCCCCAGGGGUGGAGAAGACGGUGGCUUUGCUGACCAAAGAGAUGCCUGCGUCGUCACUCGGAGUCAGCGGCCCGACGUGCGCGAAGAAAGCCUCAUCUCCUCCCCGAGCCCCCAGGGCGAGGGUACCUGCGAGACACAAACCCAGCUCAGAAAGUUCGAAGCUGGGCUGCAGACCAAGAAAAGUUCAAAGAAAAAAAUGAGCGAGACGAUAUUUUGUUUGGUUUCCAUCCCAGUUAAGUCAGAAUCACAUCUGCCAGCUACAGAUACGAACAACAAUGACUUGAAACAGAGCGCGGAUAAGAGGCCUGGGCCCGAGAAGAGCGCGGCUCUGCCAGAGCAGAGCCUGCUGAGCUUGUCCUCCACCGACCUGGAGCUGCAGGCGCUCACGGGUGGCAUGACCGGGAGGACGGAGCUCCGGGAACCAGACCCGGGGGGCCCCGGCGGAGACCAGCCAACAGACGGCCCCAGGUUCCCACUGCCUGCGAAGCACCGAGCGCUCGCGUGUCCUGGCUCGUGGCCCGGGCAGCAGUACAGAGACCAGCAGACGCAGACCGGCUUCGCCCAGGAAUCCCAAAGCCCGCGGCCCGUCACCGGGGAGAUGCGGGGAGGGUCCCCCGACGCCGCAAUGCCUCCAAGAUGUUUGGACGCCUUCGGGGUUCAGAUGCACGUGGCGUUGGCGUCCAGUGACCAGAGCCAGAGGCCCGGGGCUCCUUCCCCGAAAGGCCAAGGGGGGCCCCUCAGCCCGUGCAGCGGCAGCACCUUCUCAGGGUCUUCCUCAUCCAGGAACCAGGCCCCCAGCCCGGGUGAGCCACGCAUGGACGGCCGUGGCCGCGGAGGCAGCCCGGUGCCCAGGGCCGAGGUGGUCAAGGGGGCGACCACAGGCCCCUGCAACAGUAGACAGCCGUUCGGGCAGUUCCUCCUGAAGCCCGUUAGCCGCCGCCCCUGGGACUUGAUCAGCCAGUUGGAAAGUUUCAACAAGGAGCUUCAGGAGGAGGAAGGGAGCAGGGACGGCGGCGGCAGCGGCAGCGAGGACAGUGAGACAGAGCCGCCCUGGGGAGGCCGUGCCCAGCCCGCGCCCGAGCGCCCAGGCCUCCCGGAGGGCAGGGCACCCGAGGACCCGGGGCCCAGGCCGGGCAGCGUCAAGGGCAAGCCCGAGAGCUGGGGCGAGGGGGCGAGGCCUCGGUCCCCCGGGCCCCGGCAGGCAGAAGGCAGCGGACGCACCGCGGGGCCGUCUUCCCCCGGGAGCUGGAUGGCGGAGGAGGGGGACCGGGAGGUCGAGGCCGGGGUGCCCGAGCCGGCCGUCAGCCCGAGGCCUGCGAGACGAGGAGCGUCUUCCGGGCCGAGCGAUGCCGGAGCGGGGCCCCCACGCGAUCCAGCGGAACCGAGGGCGCCCCCGCCGAGUCGGGGGCUCCGCGGCGGGCUCGGUGCUGCGGAGCUGAGCGCAGCCAGCGCACCCAAGGCAGGCGGUGAGGAGCAAGCGGCCACGGGGGCCCCCCUCUCUCUAGCUGGCAAACCCCGAGGCCUGUCGGCGCCAGACUUGAGGUCUGUGGGGCUGACGCCGGGGCAGGAGCAGAGCGCCGGCCAGUUAGCGGGGUCUCCGGGGGAAACCAGUGCAGUAGAAAUCCCCCCAAACGAGUCUCUCCAAGCCAGGGCUGCCAGGAUCCUGGGCAUUGAGGUGGCCGUGGAGUCCCUGCUGCCAGGCGCCCGAAGGACAGGGCAGAGCCAAGACCCCGAGCCCGACGGAGGUGCCCGCAGGCUUGAGGCCCCCAGGCAGGAGGCAGCGGCCGGCCCAGCCCAGCGGUGUGACCCCGCCGCGUCCGCCGACGCCUUCUACAGCAGGAGGAGGUGCGGCUGGACCGAAAGCCCUCUGUUUGUGGGAGAAGGGGCCAGCGCCCGGCAGGCUCCCCGGGCCUCCGAGCCCGUGGGCGUGGACGGGGCCGUCCCCAGCAAGGCCCCUGAGCCUCAGCCCCGCCCCCAGGAGUGCCAGCCCUUCCAUCGCAAGGACGUGGAGACAAAGCCACCCUUCAGGUCCACCUUGUUCCAUUUUAUAGAAAGGACCCCAAAUUUGGCAGCCUCAGAGAAGAGGCUCCGAAGCACGUCCAAAGUGAUUGAAAGUUUACAGGAGAAACUGGCGUCCCCCCCGCGGAGGGCAGACCCCGACCGCCUGAUGAGGAUGAAGGAGACUCGUACGACCCUAGCAGGGUGGAGAGGGUGUGAUGACGCGCCAGUGGAGUGCGGGGCUGUGUCGUCUGCUAACGGAGUGAUCUCCGAGCUGGCCUCAGCCCCGCCGCCCGGGAGGAAGCUGGGACCCUCGCUGUGAUAUCCUGUCCCCACUGCCGCCAGGAAACUCAUCAGCCCUAAAGAGUCACUCUGUGGAAGUAAAGCAGUAGUUCGUUGAAACCAUCUGUUUUUAUAGCACGAAGAGUUAAUACCUGUAUUUAGAAAAGAGUCACAAAGACCCUCCUUAAUGAUGGGUUUAGCCAAGCUGGUAAAGAGUUUGGUGUUAAUCUGGCUGUAUGUGAAAACUCAAACGUGGAUGAUAUGAUGAAUGAUUUUAAAAGGACCGUGAAUGUCGUAAAUCCCCCUUCGCUUCCCCGUGGCCUGCGGUCCACGCUCAUGUCACAGAGUUUGGGAUGUAGGCCAUUGCUAGUGUGUCAGCACUUUGAGUUCUGGGGAAAUGUGAACGCAUAUGUAUGAUCCAUUUCUCAUCAGUCUGGCCUUCUGCUGAAGUCACUUUACGUAUAAGUAACUUGCCAUCAGAGAAUAAAGCUGUAGCUUUUAAGUUCCCGAAAGAUUAAAACUUGUACCAUAAUGAACUAAGAGUGUUAUUUAUCUGGCAAUGAGAUACUUUGAUCGUUUGCAAACAUGAUGUUGUCUGCUUUGCACUCAGUAUUAUCUAUUUUUAUUUCCUGUAUGGAUGUUUAGAAAUUCUUUAUAUGAAAAAUAAUUGCUGGUUUAAAAUAGACCAUUUUAACAAAGUAACUAUAUUUCUUUUUACAAAAAUGCUAUUUUUCUAUGAUGUAAACAAUCGUUAGGUGGCAGAUUUUUAAGGAAGUUUAUUGUAUUUAAGAGUCUGUAUCCCUUUGUGUGAGAGGACCCAAAGAGGGUUCACAUUUGCUUUAAAGCAUAUAGCCCUUACCCGUUCACAACUCUGCUACUUUUAGUUUAUCUUAGAAAGAGAUGUCAAUAUAGGCAUUUUUCAGGGUUAAUAAAAUUAACUUUUCACAAAGUUUUUUUACAAAUAGAGCUGUACGGUUAUAUUUGGAAAUAACCCUCUUAAAACCAGCCAACAUCCUUACGACAAAUUUUUGCUGCCACAUCCACUAGAAUUACCAAAAAACAUAGUUUCAUCUUUGUACGUCUGUGGGGAUCCGCCCUGAGACCAUACUUCCCCUCUUCCCACCCCGCCCCUUUAAAGAAAUAUGUAUUUUUAUCUAGAAUCAUCCUUAAUUAGCGUCUGCAUAGUUUUCAGAAGUGCUAGAGACAUUAUAUGUAUGCCAUUACAAAAGUAUUAUGAGGCCUAUGUAUUCUACUGUUUACUAUUGCAUUAACCUGCACAAAGUUUAUGCAUUUUUUAUGCAUUUGUCACUUCUUUCUAAGUCGGGCGUUCUUGUGAGCUAACAUUUCCUGAAUGGUUUCUUGUCUCCUUCCUCCCUCCUUUUCCUCUCCUUUUUUUUUUUUUUUUUUCCUUUCUUCUUUCCUUCUCUCUCUCUCUUUUUCAGAAACCACCUUAUCUAUUUUUAGGCAUUUCAAAUUCCUAAAAUGUGAACUAUUGGGUGGUCUGCAGUUUGGCCCUAAAAUGACUCUGGGCUUUCAUGGCCUGUUUUUAUCUGUACCUUAUGAUUUUAUUUCAUCAGAACUUCAUGUAUUUGGAUGGUAAUAAACAACACAGAAUCCAA
This is a messenger RNA of Eubalaena glacialis (North Atlantic right whale), 5465 nucleotides long. RefSeq names its product junctional cadherin 5 associated (gene JCAD). Gene Ontology annotation, biological process: positive regulation of blood vessel endothelial cell proliferation involved in sprouting angiogenesis. The coding region runs from base 122 to 3886 and encodes 1254 amino acids. Lineage: Eukaryota; Metazoa; Chordata; Mammalia; Artiodactyla; Balaenidae. The record is from RefSeq and is a predicted model, not a curated record. The transcript is spliced from 4 exons. Gene Ontology annotation, cellular component: adherens junction; ruffle membrane.